Messenger RNA from Dentiscutata erythropus, 708 nucleotides. NCBI's taxonomy places the organism in Eukaryota, Fungi, Glomeromycota, Glomeromycetes, Diversisporales, Gigasporaceae. The record is from the annotation of a GenBank genome assembly.
AUGGAUAUUGACACGUUUCUUGAUGAACAACAAAAACUUAUAAAUUCUUAUUCAUCAGAGUUUGACGAAAAUGCCUUUAAAAACUUGACUUUAACAGUUGAAGAAAAACAAAUUAUAUUGACUACUUUGGAACUUGAAAUGGAAACGCGUAUUUUAAAGCUCAAACAAAAAGCGGAAGAGUUGUCAGCGAAUCUUCUUUUACGUAGUCAACUCGAGAUCGCCAAGCUUCCAAAGGAAAUCCGACAAUUACCCUUAAGCGAUUUUAUAAAUAUCUAUCAUUCAGACCCUCGAGAAUAUUUUGAAAAACAGGUCGCCAAAAAAGUUAAAGAAUAUGAUGAUCAGUUGACGCCACUUAUGGAAAGCAAGAAAAGAAAAUGGACAUUACAUAAUUUGAGAAGACAAGAUGAUGAAACAGACAUUCUGACGGAAGAUGAAGGGUUACCCAAGAAACGACCAGCCCGAAUACCUAGGAGUCCCAUGCUCAGAAGAAAUAUUAAGGAGGAUACCAAUAUAUUAUCAAGUUCAAUAAUUCGUCAAAAGAGUUCUUUCGCGAAUGGUUCCAUUUUCCAGGUGACAGAAUCUCAGUCAAAAUUUAAUCCAGAGCUUCCUCCAGCGGCCAAAUCAGUAAUGCGAAGAUUAUUACCUGGCGAAAUAAUUUUUUCGAUCAAUGGAUCACCUCUCAUUAAUCCUUUUUCGAAGAACGAUUAA